This is a messenger RNA of Diceros bicornis minor, 1625 nucleotides long. It is a transcript of the gene RGN, whose product is annotated as regucalcin. Gene Ontology annotation, biological process: L-ascorbic acid biosynthetic process. Bases 341 to 1246 code for a protein of 301 amino acids. The record is from RefSeq and is a predicted model, not a curated record. Lineage: Eukaryota; Metazoa; Chordata; Mammalia; Perissodactyla; Rhinocerotidae. Gene Ontology annotation, molecular function: calcium ion binding; gluconolactonase activity; enzyme regulator activity. The transcript is spliced from 7 exons.
AUUAUCACUGAUGAACAUAUUUCUAAAAAUGCAGUUCAGAAAAAUGCAAAGCGGGAGGGCUCUGGCCUUGAGCAGUCAGAGACCAGAGACAGAAAUCAACAACUUCAGUGGGUGGGGAGGGCAGCAGGAGAAGGUGACCUGCAGACGCCCAGAGGGGCCACCAAUGAGGGAGCUGCCCGCCCCCUGAGCCGCCUUGGGGACUAGGGUGCCAGCAUAAAGGGCAGCCUUGCCUUGUCUGAACAGCCGGCUCUCUGAGGGUCACUAGCGCCAAGGCGUGGCUGUUGGAGUGUUGCCUUCCUUUUUAAAGAUAGCUUGAAAAAAAGCACUGUAGAUCUCCCCCAUGACAAUGUCUUCCAUUAAGAUCGAGUGUGUUCUGCGGGAGAACUGCCGGUGCGGUGAGUCUCCAGUGUGGGAGGAAGCGUCCAACUCGCUGCUCUUCGUAGACAUUCCUGCAAAAAAGGUUUGCCGGUGGGACCCACUCAGCAAGCGAGUGCAGCGAGUGACCGUGGAUGCCCCAGUUAGCUCUGUGGCCCUCCGCCAGUCGGGAGGCUAUGUCGCCACGAUUGGAACGAAUUUCUGUGCUUUGAACUGGGAAGAUCAGUCAGCAGUUGUCCUGGCCACAGUAGAGAAAGACAAGAAAAACAAUCGAUUCAAUGAUGGGAAGGUGGAUCCCGCUGGGAGAUACUUUGCUGGCACCAUGGCUGAGGAAACAGCACCGGCAGUUCUGGAGCGGCACCAAGGGUCUCUGUAUUCCCUCUUUCCUGACCACCACGUGGAAAAGUACUUUGACCAGGUGGACAUCUCCAAUGGUUUGGAUUGGUCCCUGGACCACAAAAUCUUCUAUUACAUUGACAGCCUGUCCUACUCUGUGGAUGCCUUUGACUAUGACCUGCAGACAGGAAGGAUCUCUAACCGCAGAAGUAUUUAUAAGCUGGAGAAAGAAGAACAAAUCCCAGACGGAAUGUGUAUUGACGCUGAGGGGAAGCUCUGGGUGGCCUGUUACAAUGGAGGAAGAGUGAUUCGUUUAGAUCCUGAGACAGGGAAAAGACUCCAAACUGUGAAGUUGCCUGUUGAUAAGACGACCUCAUGCUGCUUCGGAGGGAAGGAUUACUCUGAAAUGUAUGUGACCUGUGCCCGGGAUGGACUGGACCCUGAGAGUCUUUUGCGGCAGCCUGAAGCUGGUGGAAUUUUCAAGAUAACUGGACUGGGGGUCAAAGGAAUUCCUCCCUAUCCCUAUGCAGGAUGAGUGACAGGCCUUCUUUCCUACUGGAGGAAACUUUGAGGACAACUAGAAAAUUCUGGAGCUCAAAUUUCAAUCUAGUUACAAAAACAUGAAGCAAUAAUAUUAUUAACAGGGUUAAAUUUUUAUUUACAAUUUUUGAAGGUAGAGGAUUUUUAACAAAUGGGGUGACAGGUGCUUUUGAUAAACACUAUAAGACCUUCUGCAAAUGUACUAUAGAAAUGUAAAGAAUUGUUCAACUGACAACCAGCCUCUUGAUUCUUUGCAAAUUGCUGGUGGAGGUAGGGGAGAGGGAAGGGACCAUAUCUUUUCUUUAUUCUGCAUCUCAUACUUAUUAUACCCAAAGCUUAAAAAAACUAAUAAAUAUUAAUCUGCUAAUGACUUA